Penicillium verrucosum is the source of this 1569-nucleotide messenger RNA. RefSeq names its product MFS transporter. NCBI's taxonomy places the organism in Eukaryota, Fungi, Ascomycota, Eurotiomycetes, Eurotiales, Aspergillaceae. Gene Ontology annotation, biological process: transmembrane transport. The record is from RefSeq and is a predicted model, not a curated record. Gene Ontology annotation, molecular function: transmembrane transporter activity. Bases 1 to 1569 code for a protein of 522 amino acids. The transcript is spliced from 2 exons.
AUGACUCCCCAACCAUUUGACUCAACUACAACUACACCUCGCCUUAGUAUGGAACAACAUGGUUCCAUCGAGGGAAGUACCACCAACAAUCUUCACGAUAAGAACGAAACAGAUGUCGAUGUCGAGAACGCAGUCGAAACACCACAAAAACCCGAAACCCCCAGCGCAGAUCCCAACCUUGUCGACUGGGAUGGCAAUGACCCCGAGCACCCCCAGAACUUCACUAAUCGGCGCAAAUGGGUUAUCACACUGACCAUGUCCACCAUGACCGUAUGGAUCACCUUCGCAUCCAGCGUCUUUUCAACUGCGACAUUGGUGACUGCGAAGGAGUUCAAUGUGUCGACCGAAGUAAUGAUUCUCGGUACCAGUUUGGUUGUUUUUGGUUUUGCUCUAGGUCCGCUGUGCUGGGCACCGCUGAGCGAGCUAUACGGUCGUCGCAUCCCGCUGUUCUCAGGCUAUACCAUCUUCGCUAUCUUCCAGAUCCCCGUGGCUGUCGCUACGAACCUCGAAACCAUCCUGGUCUGCCGAUUUCUCAUGGGUGUCUUUGGCUGCUCGCCUUUGGCCGUGGUUGGCGGUGCCCUGGCUGAUAUUUGGAACCCCGUGGACCGCGCUGUGGCUAUCGCUCUCUUCAGCUCUGCUACUUUCAUGGGACCUGUUCUUGGCCCAAUUAUCGGUGGUUUCAUCACAGAUUCACACCUUGGCUGGCGCUGGACCGCAUGGAUCACCUUAAUUGCAUCCGGCUUCUUCGGUAUAAUUGCUUUCUUUGUCAUUCCCGAGACCUACGGCCCUGUCCUCUUGCAAAGGAGAGCUGCCCGUCUGCGCACUGAAACCAACAACUCGGACCUCCAUGCCUUCUUGGAUCUGCACAAGCCCACACUGUCAGAUAUCGUUACCAAGUACCUUUUCCGACCCUUCCAGAUGCUCGUGCAAGAGCCGAUCCUACUUGCCAUGACUGUCUACCUCGCCCUAGUUUACGGAAUCCUCUACCUAUUCUUCGAGGCUUACCCAUAUUCUUUUGGCGAAAUCCGCGGUUGGACACACGAAGGCGUAGCUGCCCUCCCAUUCAUCGGCAUUAUUAUUGGCGUUUUCCUCGGUGCCUCUCUCAUCAUAUACACCACGAAGACCCGUUUCGCCCGCAAACUUGAAAAGCACGGCAAGGUCGUUCCCGAAGAACGUCUGGUACCAAUGAUGAUCGCCUCUGUGUUGCUGCCAAUCGGUCUGUUCUGGUUCGGCUGGACUUCCAGCCCACACAUCUCCUGGGUCCCGCAGGUCAUUGCCGGCGUGCCUAUCGGUCUGGGUAUCCUGGUCAUCUUCAUGCAAGGCCUCAACUACAUCAUUGAUGUAUACAUGAUGUUUGCCAACUCCGCUAUCGCGGCGAAUACCCUCAUCCGUUCAACCAUGGGUGGCGCCUUCCCGCUCUUUGCUACGCAAAUGUACCGGGAUCUAGGAGUGGCUUGGGCAUCUAGUGUUCUGGGUUUUAUUACUCUGGCUAUGAUUCCCAUUCCUAUCUUGUUCUUCAUUUAUGGUUCUAAGAUCCGGGCUAUGAGCAAGUUCAGUCCUAAGUUCUAG